ACAUGCCAUAUCUGAAGACUGAGAUACUCCGACUAACAGGGAGUAUGUUAAAACACACGAAACGUGUUAUUUGACCACACACCGGGUGAAGUGAGGAUACACUGUUAUUCACAGGAGUACGGACACCGGUCCGAUGUGGUGUUUACAUGUUUACUAGUGGCAUAACAUUUAAUUAGUUCAGGUGUUCUCCUCAUAAAAAAAACAUGAUUUACCAAGGACCAAAUCCGGAUUUAGCGAUGACGUAUAAUCCAUUUCUGCUCCACAGACCGGCUGAUUACACGUCCCUGUUGCAGCAGCAUUAUCUGUCGUCCAUGUCCCUCCCCGUCCCCGGGGGCAUCCCCUCAUCCAUCCUCCCAAAGUUACAACAGACCGUCGCCCGGUCGCCCCUCACUCCAGCGGAUCUGCUUCAUCAUAUGCACCCGAGACCGAUCCGGAGUUUAGAACCUCCAGAACAAGAUGUACAGGACGACCCAAAAGUGGACUUAGAAGGAAAGGAUAUGUGGGAACAGUUUCAUAAACUCGGAACGGAGAUGGUCAUCACAAAAUCAGGAAGACGGAUGUUUCCUCCGUUCAAAGUGCGAGUAUCUGGUUUGGAUAAGCGAGCCAAAUAUAUCUUAUUAAUGGACAUUUCCGCUGUGGAUGACUGUCGUUACAAGUUCCACAACUCCCGCUGGAUGGUGGCGGGGAAAGCGGACCCGGAAAUGCCAAAACGGAUGUACAUCCACCCCGAUUCGCCCAGUACCGGUGAACAAUGGAUGCAGAAAGUCGUCUCUUUUCACAAACUCAAACUCAGCAACAACAUUUCCGACAAACAUGGGUUUGUAAGUACAACGAUACUGAAUUCCAUGCACAAGUACCAGCCUCGUUUCCACUUAGUUCGUGCUAAUGACAUCCUUAAACUGCCGUACUCGACGUUCAGGACAUACGUGUUUAAGGAAACUGAAUAUAUCGCGGUUACUGCCUACCAAAACGAAAAGAUUACACAGCUGAAAAUCGACCAUAAUCCGUUUGCUAAAGGGUUCCGAGAUACCGGAAGCGGAAAGAGAGAGAAAAAACGUUUGAUGUUACAAUCUUCCCAGCAACACUCGGCAGUCACACCGGACGGUCGCAGGGACGACGUGAAUAGCGAGGACGAAGACGAUGCGGAAAUAUGUGUUGACGAUCCUGAUGACGUAUUGGACGAUCAGGAAUCCGUGCCCACAAUGAGCUCUCGAAUCAUAGAAGAAGCUCAACGACUUCGAACAGAAGAGACACUCGCACGACAGGCACUUGAGCGAACCUCGCCCUCCCCAAAACCCGAAUCUGAGCCAGAUAGCGACCACGAAUCAGCUAUUCCGUCUGUUCAGGAACCCAAAUGUUUGGAAACUCGUACUACCCCAAAAUCACCAACAGAACAAGUUGUGACGUCAUUUGUUCAUACCCAAUCAAAAGACUUCAUUUCACGGCGUGAGCAGCGUUCGCCUCCCGUCAUACCACGUGAUUCUCCAUGUGACUCAACUCAUGACCAUGAAGCAUCAUCUGUGAAAUCGGAAACGGAAGAAAGACUUUCUCCUCCCCAUUCAGAAGAGGAACGAUCUCCUCGUAGCUCUGAAGAACGCGUUUGUAAAUCUCCGGAGAGGUCGUUCCAAGAGCGAAGCCAUUUCUCGACCAAAGACCACACCAGUCCUCCUAAUGUCACAGUUAUCCAACCUUCUGUGACGCAUCCAAUAUUCCCUUACUUGUAUCCGUACAACACGUCAGCAUCCUCAUUACCGUAUCCCAUGAGUCAUUUGUUUUCUGGAAAUUCGUCACUUCCGGCAGCACUGCCAUUUCUUCCUACCUCAGGACACACGGACAUUAGUAGCCAUUUACCUCACACGCAUCCAAGUGCGCAUGCAUUAUCUGCGUUAGGUCAGCUUCCGUUUCCUGGUCAUUUGUUGCAAUCGAAUUAUUCUAGUCUGAGUCCUUCAAUGAACGCUGAUAGUGCACUGUCUCCGCCUUCGUCGCUAGGACCAAUCUUUCCAUCAAGGAGCAGCCCUCGGUUCACCCCAUACUCCUUACCUAGUACAAACACUACCAUGGCAACGAGUACGUCGCCUGUUGCGGCGCCGGGCCUCCAUAUUAGUGCUCAUUCUCCACCCCAUUCAUCUAGUGUCGGGAUCACUCGACCUUCACCUAUACGACCACGUAGUCCGUUGUCUUCUCGCAUGCCUCGUCACAUUUCUCCAAUAGCAAAUCCAAAUAGUGAACUCAAAAGCAUCGAACGCAUGCUUAAUGGUUUGGAAAGGAAACGGCUGGCCAAUCGCGAGAGGCAGUCUAUAGGUAGUGCUAAUUGAAAGGUUUGAUGGUGACAAUGGUGAGUAGCACCGACCCUUGCUCUGACCACGACGAUGUGUACGACGAUUAUCCCGGGUUCAUGCGGUACCACAUCAAAUAACGACGAGUGCCGGACAAUCGUGUGGCUGAAGGCUGGUAGUUACCAGUAGGAUUUACAGCAGAUCAGUGAGUGGAUUACAAUAGACAAGAGUAGAUCAGAUUUCACGGUUACACUCUAUGGACUCAACACUUUGUUUGAAUCAAUCUGCUCCAUACCGCGGGUGCAUUCAGUGGCUUUGUCGUCCAGACUCUUGCAACGUGCAAAACAUAGUGCUGUCUCCGCAAAAACGGUUACGUCUGCCGCCUGAGAUAUGUGCUGAACAAAUAGUGCAAGUAAAUUCCCGUCAGUGGCUGAAAUAGAGCUACUAGGCUACAAAGAGUCAUUUUUAAUUUAUUUUAUACAGUUAGAUAUUCUAAUGUGAAUUGAUCAAUAUUAUUGUUUAAAAUUAUGCUUUGUGUUGCUGCAGAUGAACAGAUACGCAAUGUUAUUAUUAUACUUAAAUAGAAAUAUUAUAUGGGAGCAGUGCAGAUAUUGAUUAGAGGCAGUGUGUCUGGGACUUUAUACACACUUCUUGGACGUCUCAAUGGUUACCGAACCGUGACGUCAUUUGUCUUUUCUCAGGUAUAACGUUCUAAUUGUAUUGUUUGUCUUUCACUGUAGUCUUUUGUUAUACAAGUAUACAACUUUUUUUACUACGAUCUCAGCCGUUCUUUGUUUCGUUCUUUGUUUUUCGUUGUCUGUUCUUGUAAAUGUAUUAUUUUGUUGAACUAGAAAUGAGUGUUAACAGAAGUCUUCAAUUUUCACAAAUAUAUAAUUUAGAUAGACCCUAAAGCCAAUUCAAUAAAAUGUUUCUUUCUUUCAAUAUUAAUAUCUACAUGUAGGUUUAAAUCUUUACGUUUAAUGUUAAUGCUUCACCAUGCAAUCUUAAACAAUUUCGCAAGUUAGAAUUUACAGCGUUAAAGUAACUUCAGCUAUUUCAAUACUGUAUCCAUUAUCUCAGUUGCUGGUAAUCAUUCCUUGUCUGCCCCAAUGUAUUACUGGGCUAUCACUACUAGUUUUUCGCCUUGUUACCAUAAUGUGUGGUCGUCUUACCUGUUGCAAACUAAUGUUACAAAUAUUUCAUUUUCUGCAAAACGUAUCAAGAAAUACAAUAAAAUGUAUUAAA
Messenger RNA from Pecten maximus, 3521 nucleotides. Its product is annotated as T-box transcription factor TBX2b-like. The transcript is spliced from 6 exons. The record is from RefSeq and is a predicted model, not a curated record. Gene Ontology annotation, molecular function: DNA-binding transcription factor activity, RNA polymerase II-specific; RNA polymerase II cis-regulatory region sequence-specific DNA binding. Lineage: Eukaryota; Metazoa; Mollusca; Bivalvia; Pectinida; Pectinidae. Gene Ontology annotation, biological process: regulation of transcription by RNA polymerase II; positive regulation of DNA-templated transcription; cell fate specification. Bases 204 to 2315 code for a protein of 703 amino acids. Gene Ontology annotation, cellular component: nucleus.